Molecule: messenger RNA, 735 nt
Organism: Candida tropicalis MYA-3404
Lineage: Eukaryota; Fungi; Ascomycota; Pichiomycetes; Serinales; Debaryomycetaceae
Exons: 1
Coding region: 1-735 (244 amino acids)
Source: RefSeq, a predicted model, not a curated record
AUGGCUACAAUCUUUCAAAAUAUGGGUAUUUUCAGUCGCAGUUGGCUGCUUCAAAAACAAGUUAAAGCAGAAACUAAUUCAUCACCAAUAAUAAUAAAGAGUGCUAUAGAAGCUGUGCCCAUACAGAGUUACUUUUUUCCAGACGAAAUUAUGAAAAUGAUUGUAUUAACUGUGUUAGGAAUUGUGGACCACAUGGAUGAAUGGAGAUGGUUUAAGAAUCCUGGGUAUCAAGGGAACAUGCGUACUAUGGAGACUGUAACUAAUCAACAUUUCAUGAUAAUAGGUGGCCCCAAGAGUACUCUGAGGUCUUAUGAAAAUCUCAAAUCACGAAUGGGUUCAAGGAUCCAAGAUCUUGAAUUCUUAGCUAUAUCAUAUUUUUGGAACAUUGCUUGUGUAUUUUCGUUUUGGAGCCUAGGAGGAGACAUUAUUCGAGUGUAUUUUACAGACAUUCGUUUCAUGGACCAAUUUUCUGUUUAUGCUGGAAAUAAUUUCAAAGAACCUAUUAAAGAACAAGGAAUAGCAUAUGUCAAUUGGAAACUUACCAAGGUUUUUUCUGAUUAUGAAAAGGAUGACAAUCAAACUGAAGAUAAAAUCUCGGUACGUUUUAAGCUGACGAAUUCUUGGAUACUACCGAAGGAAGACAGCCCUGGAAAUAAAAUUGUUUGGAGAAAGUUGGACUACCGACAACACCUCCACUGUUCACUCGUUAGUGAUUUUCUUACUAUUAAUGAUUAA